UCCGAACAGUCUGAAAUUGCAUCGAUCGACCGAUCUGCUGAUUAAUCGCAAUUCGAUGCUCGCGUAGCCGAUCGAUCGUGUCUCGAUCGAUCAUCAACGGCUGGUGGCACGAAAAGGCGUUGUGUAGUGCCGUUGGCGUUUGCAAAAUGUAGUCGUGAUGCUUCCUUUUUUCACGGAGACGUUUGCGCGGGAGGUGGAUCCAUGCUCGGUCCCGGGGACAAGUAUCCACGUGUUUCUCUAAGACGGCGAGUUGAUCACGACGAUACGCGCGACCAGCGACCGCGGGACGAUUCGGCGGAACGUGAGCAACGAGAAUUUUAUUCCUCUUGAAAAAUCUCGCGACGACGCGUAACGUAGGUACGAACGGAAUUAGGUAUGUAGAGGCGUUCGCGCGCUCCCCAUUGGCCAGCUGGGCUGCAUCCGUCCACUGUGCGACGCGCAGUAGCCAAUAGCGUGCGGGUUGCCGCGCCGUCGCCACUGCGUUUCUGGCCUAUAGGGUCGUAGCUGUAGCCGUACGCAAAGUCUAGGCUCGAACGCUCAAAAGAUACGUGAAGAUUUUUGUUAAAGGUGUCCAGGCUCCACGGUGGUUUCAUUCGCGUUUGUUGGAUGGUAAAUUCACGGGCGAGAACGGUGGCUAACGCGGGCGAUAAAGAUCACGCGGGGGAACAAGCCGCGCGGGCGUUAUUCCGGUGAAAAGUGUCGUGUGUGUAUACGUACGUUGCUUCCUUCGUCUGUGAGUGGUGCUUGCAUACGAUGUGCGACAACGAUUCGCAAAAGUAUUUCAACGACGAGUUACCGAUCACGGCGACCGCUGUCUUUCGCGUACAGUUACGCGCCUGAUCGCAUAGAACGCAUGUAACGUGCAAUCCAAGUGGGCACAGUGGAUUUUCAAAGCGUUGAAAAGUGUUGAACGUGACUGCUGUGUCUCGGCGAAAAUAAUUUCGGCGCGCCAUUCAAAUCGCACUUUCUGAGUGUUCUCGACGAGUGCGUUGGCCGUUCCAGUGCGCGAGUUCGCACGACGAUUCCGUUGCCACGAGCGGCUUGUAUUCUUUGCGAACUGAGAAUUUCAAUUCCGUGCAAAUUAUGUAACUAGUAGAUACGUGAUUUACUAAGAAAACCAAGCAAUAUGUCUACUAGAAUGGAAGAAGAAAUAGUAGUAGAUGAUGUAGAUGAGAAUAGUAGCGCUGAGACGCAGAUGGAUGACUCAACAACACCUGUAGUGCCUCUGCUAUAUAUUCAGCAAAGUAAAUUACGUUCCAGCCAAACGACAAAUGCAAAUCAAACUCUUGUAUCACCUAGUACACAACUUGCUGCCAUUAUUAAUCCGGUAAACAAUCAGAUUGUUACUGGGCAAAAUAAGGUGUUUAUACAAAGUCCAGGUCAAGUUACAACAUCUCAAAGUAAACAGCAUAUUGUAAUUCAUCGGCCAAUGAAUAGUGUCAGCUCUACGACAACACCACAAGCUCAGAAACAUAUAUUACUUAGAAAAUCAACAACAUCUACUGCACAGAUUGUGCCUCUGAAUACAAAUCAAGGAAAUCAAUCAAAUGCACAAACAGGAAAACAUACUUUUGCAUAUUUGGGGACUCUUAUUAAACCUAACAAAUCUCGGGAAUCUGUUGUUAUACCUGCAGGAGCUUUAACAACAACUCAAAUUACUAAGCCAAAAUUAGUAAUUGCUCCAGUAAUAUCUCAACUAUCUCAGACGUCCACGAGUACCACAAGUGGUUCUCAGAGUCAGUCUUCCAAGCAUAUGGCAAACUUAUUAUUGCCAGUAACCAUUCCUCAGCAAAGUGGAACUGCAAAACCCAGUAUGUUUAAUUUGAAGAUUAAUGCUGCCACUGCUUCAUUUAAUUCGGAAAACAAAGGAACCAUAACAGUGUUACGUGAAUCAAAAACAUCAAAUUCAACUUCGUUGCCGCCACCAUUGCAUCCUAUAGCGAAAAUGAGUUUACUAAGUGCAAAUAAGGGCAGCUCUAAUUCCAUAGAUAGUAUUAAAAUUACUGAAAAUCCAGACUCUGCAGUUAUUACGCCUAUUCCAAAGAAGGAAGACAAUAACCUGCCAGAAAAGCGAAAAAAGACUAUUAGUAAUAUAUUACGGGGUUCUAGCGAGAAACGAAUGAAGAAGCAAAGUCUCCCAAAAUCUCCUCAAGAUAGUUUGGUUGAUGUUAAUUAUGCAUUGAGUAGCCCAGAAUCCGAAGAUAAAGAUAAGAAAGUUCACAACGAUGACGACAUUACAUUGAUCAAAGUUAUUCCCGGCGAGGAAAAGAUCUCGAAACUCAACACAAAUAUAGAUGAUGAUGUGAAAAUAGAAAUUAUUAAGACACCAACAAGUUGUAGCGGUUGUAGCAUCGAACCAGUAUCGGACAAUAAAUGUGAAACAAAAAGUAAUAAUCAUGAUGAGACGAAGGAACACUUGAACAUUUCGCAACAGAACGACUCGAAUUUUGAUGCGACCAAAGUUUUAGAUUGGAAAGACGGAGUUGGUACUUUACCAGGAAGUAAUUUACAGUUUCGUAUGAAUGAGUUUGGCUUCAUGGAAGUAGUAGAUGAAGAUGAAGGCAGUAAACAGAAUAAGGAUGGUAUUGGUGACAAAGAAAACGUGUGCUUAACGCAAAAUUCUUCAAAGUCCAGUCCUGCCACAAUUAACAAUGCUAGCGUGGAGAAGAAACGUAAAUUCCAAAAAAUAUGUGAUGCUGAUGAUAAAAAAUCCAGAUCGCUGUCUGUGGAUACGAUGUAUCAUUGCGAAGGUUGCGGAUGCUAUGGAUUAGCUGCUGAGUUUGAAAGUCCAAUAUCAUGUGGUCCUUCUUGCACAGAACUGAUAGAGUCUAAAAAACAUCCUGGGAGAAAGGACAAGGAUCUAAAGGACUUACGCACAAAGAAAAAACGCAAGAGGUUAUUACAAGAGCAGCAAUGGGUAAAGGAUACAGAUGAAAAGUUUGAUGAGAAGAUGCAUGACAAGAUUGAGACGGAUGAGGAGAAUGCAAUAGCAGGAAUGGACGAUGAGAGCCAAGGAGGAGACUCGUCCGAGUCCAAGUAUCCUUGGCUAAAAGGAAAGCUCGGUUUUUCAUGGCCAAAGUACCUUGAUUAUUGUAAGGCAAAAGCAGCGCCUGUUAAAUUAUUCAAGGAUCCCUUCCCGUAUAGCAAAAAUCAAUUCAGAAUAGGAAUGAAAUUAGAAGGAAUAGAUCCGGAACGUCCUUCUCGAUACUGUGUUCUGACGAUUGUCGAAGUUGUGGGUUAUCGUAUGCGUCUACAUUUCGACGGUUAUCCAGAAAACUACGAUUUCUGGGUGAAUGCUGAUAGUAUGGACAUAUUUCCUGCUGGCUGGUCCGAAAAAAACAAUCAUCGAUUGGACCCGCCAAAGGGUUACGUUCCUAGCAACUUUAACUGGAACGCCUAUCUAAAAGUUUGUAAGGCGACCGCGGCAGCUAAGAACAUAUUUCCGAAUAAAAGCGCGUUGCAAGCUGUCUUCACUACGGGCUUCCGAGUUGGCAUGAAGCUGGAGGCGGUAGAUAGAAAACAUUCGUCGUUAGUUUGCGUCGCUAGUAUAGCUGGUUUAAUGGACUCUCGAAUAUUAGUACAUUUCGAUUCUUGGGAUGAGGUCUAUGACUAUUGGGCUGACGCAAGCUCGCCUUAUAUUCAUCCUGUAGGAUGGUGUCAUCACAAUGGUCACAGCCUGACACCACCGAAUAAUUACAAGGAUCCGAAAUCCUUUACUUGGGAUGCAUAUCUAAAGGAGACGCGAACGAUAGCGGCACCUGCUAGGGCAUUCAAACAGCGUCCACCAUGUGGUUUCAGACGUGGCAUGAAACUGGAAGCGGUCGAUAAACGGGUACCACAGUUAAUCAGAGUGGCAACGAUCGAAGAUGUUAAAGAUCACUUGUUGAAGAUACGAUUCGACGGUUGGCCCGAAAGUCACGCUUAUUGGGUCGACGACGACUCAACCGAUAUUCAUCCUGUGGGUUGGUGUGCGAAGACGGGUCAUCCACUAGAACCGCCACUAAUACCGCCAGAUAAUUUGAACGAUCGUCCGGAAUGCGGUACAUAUGGUUGUCGAGGCAUAGGACACGUAAAGGGGCCGAAAUUCGCAACGCAUAACUCUGCGUCUGGUUGUCCGUAUUCACCUCAAAAUCUACAUAAACAGAGGCAAAUGUCCGAUAGACUUAAUUUCACGAAGCAUGACACCUGUGAUUUCGAGGAUGACAUGCUAGAUAAAUCAAGACUAGAAAAGAGUGACAAAAUAAAGAUGGAGAAACCCGAAAAGUUGGAUAAACUUUUAUUUUCGGACGACAGGAUAUUGAUGAUAGAAAAAGAGAUGAAGCAGGAAGAUGGCGACUCAUCUGACAAAAAUGAUAAAAGUGAAAAUAGAUCAGAAAAUUCGGAGAAAUCUUGCAAAUCUAAUGGACAAACUGAUGAAGAUGAAGUUCCAAGGAAGCGAAAGAAAAGACGUCAUGUUUCGGGAGAGCAAUUAUAUUCAGUUACAAAUUCCACAUACAGCGAUUUGUCGUGGCAUCCUGCCCCGUAUGCUACAGGAAUGCCAGAUAAACAACUGCGCACAGAGCUAUAUCAGUCUGUAUAUAACCCGGGAUACAAUCCGCUACCAGAGGCACCGCAUGUAUGGGCGAAACAUAGUAAUGCCUUAAAUAGAAUAGUAGCUAAGCAAAAUACGAACCCGCGACGAUGGUCCAACGAAGAAGUCGUCAAAUUUAUACAAAGUGUCCCUAACUGUAAGGAUAUCGCCCCGGUCUUCAGAAAGCAUAAUAUCGAUGGAGAAGCAUUUUUGAUGUUGACGCAAGAGGAUUUGGUGACGUUAUUGGAUCUACGGCUAGGACAUGCUAUUAAGAUGUAUAAUAGUAUAGUUCUGUUACGACAAAGAGCGACAUAAAUUACGCAAUGUGAGAAAGAUGCAUGAAAUUGGUCCACGAUAAUGCAGUAUAUAGCUGCCAUUAUAAAGUCCGCUUGAUAUAUAUUUAUUUAAGGUACUAUUAAGUAAGUGCAACAUAUUUUUGCCAAAUAAAUAUUUAUUUGAAAUUCUUUAAUUUCGUCGAUCGGUGCGACAGUGAAAGGAUUAUUGCAAAAAUUGAAUGCUAAUCAUAUACCUAUCCAUUUAAUUUCAUAUAUUUGCUGCAGGAUAUUUGAUAAUGUAAACUUUUAUAGAAAACUUGGUUUUUUUGUAUAAUACUUUUAGAGGUAAAGAUAGUAUUUUACAAACAAACUAAGGCUUUUAAGAGAGAAAAAGUGUUUUAAUUUCAAAUAUCCUGUGGCCUAUUGAUUCCAGUGAUUCUUGACAUAUGUGAGUUGCAGUAAUUAUAAGUACUUAUGAUUACAUAUUGUAAUUUUUUCAUAUGAGACAAGUGCAUUGAAUCAUGUACAAAAUGUAAAUACUAUUUUAAUUAUUAAGUAUUGUAAUAAAACGAUUUAAGCAAUCUUUUCACCCAAUUCUGUCGCAUGUUUACGAAAUUAGGAAUUAGUGAUAGCAUAUCAUGUUCAUCAUUUCGCACAUUGCGUGUUGAGUUGUAAAAAGUAAAACAAAAAUAUCGAUGUUCGAUAUGCAUCUUUUGAGGAGAUCUGCGGACAAUUUUCUGUUCGAGAAGCUCGACUGAAGGUAUUACCGACGGUAAUCCUGUAGGACCGUGAGGAACUAGAAGAAUCAAGCGGUAUCCUACAUUUAAUCAAUUUAUGAUUAUUUAGUUUUGUCGUACGUGUCGUCAUGAAAAAUACGUUUUUAGAUUUUAGAAAUCUGGACAUAUUAAAAGUUAAUCAUAGAUGCUUUAUAAAGUUAAACUGAUGUGCCGAUAAUUGCGAGAUUAUUUAAUAUUUCAUAGAACUUUGCUGAGUCUUUUUACAAGUAAAUCUCUUUGUGGCAUGACAGGAAUCAUAUGCAUCACACUGGCAUCGAUGAUUAUGUAUCAGAAUAUACAUAUUUUUUAUACGCGGAACUCUGAGAAAUAUUGACGUCCAAUUUAUAUAGGCGAACUCAAUUUCCAAACUUUUUUGUCGAUAAGAUGUAACUACCGCUUAAUUUCCUACAUAUCUUUAAUGGAUUUUGUAGUUUAAUAUUGUUAAAUAUAUUGUAUGUAUGUAUAUA
Odontomachus brunneus is the source of this 6088-nucleotide messenger RNA. RefSeq names its product lethal(3)malignant brain tumor-like protein 4 (gene l(3)mbt). The coding region runs from base 1127 to 4885 and encodes 1252 amino acids. The record is from RefSeq and is a predicted model, not a curated record. The transcript has 16 exons. Gene Ontology annotation, molecular function: zinc ion binding; protein binding. Lineage: Eukaryota; Metazoa; Arthropoda; Insecta; Hymenoptera; Formicidae. Gene Ontology annotation, biological process: regulation of DNA-templated transcription. Gene Ontology annotation, cellular component: nucleus.